AGAAACCCUGAGGUUAUCAUGGCGGCAGCGGUUGUGAGGAGCAUCGGCUCUAACCUUGCGAAAAACCUUCGAGAGGUUCGCCUACACCUGUGUCAGACCUCAGCCUCAAGCCAAGGGGCCAGGGACUUUGUGGAGCACCACUAUGUAUCUUUGAAGAAAGCUAACCCAGACUUCCCGAUUUUGAUAAGAGAGUGCUCUGGAGUGCAACCCAAACUGUGGGCACGAUACGAUUUUGGCAAAGAGCAAAGCGUGGGUCUUGAAAACAUGAAUGCUGACCAAGUGGCCAAGGCACUGGAAACUCUCGCCAAUGCCAAGUGAGAACUCGCACCGUGUGGUCGGCAGUAAUGCUUCGUUUUAUGAAGACUUUGGGAUGGGGACUCGGACGUCUAAGGCUUUUGAACUGAAUUCUGUAAUGCAUUCUGUAAUUGCAGUCUGUACUUGCUGUAAUCUAUAAUAAACCAGCCAG
Messenger RNA from Megalops cyprinoides (Indo-Pacific tarpon), 466 nucleotides. RefSeq names its product NADH:ubiquinone oxidoreductase subunit A2 (gene ndufa2). The transcript is spliced from 3 exons. The record is from RefSeq and is a predicted model, not a curated record. Lineage: Eukaryota; Metazoa; Chordata; Actinopteri; Elopiformes; Megalopidae. Bases 19 to 318 code for a protein of 99 amino acids.